Ctenocephalides felis (cat flea) is the source of this 1996-nucleotide messenger RNA. RefSeq names its product semaphorin-1A-like. The record is from RefSeq and is a predicted model, not a curated record. The transcript has 10 exons. Gene Ontology annotation, molecular function: chemorepellent activity; semaphorin receptor binding. Gene Ontology annotation, biological process: axon guidance; neural crest cell migration; positive regulation of cell migration. Lineage: Eukaryota; Metazoa; Arthropoda; Insecta; Siphonaptera; Pulicidae. The annotation marks the transcript as partial.
AUGGAUUCUACAAAAGUCGACACAGAAGACAAAAAUCGACACAAGAUAUCCAAAGGCUAUUUUAUAUUUUUCCUGGUUAAUUAUUUGCUGGUGAACCAGGUUGUGGAAGGUUGGGUGCAGGAGCCUCAGGCCAGGAAGUUCUUCAAAUAUGCAGAUUUAACAAAUGUCCCACAGUUUUUGGGAAGUACUUUAAGUUUUAAUAAUAAUUUAAAUGAUAAAGACACGAAGCAGUAUUUUAAACUCCUGCAGCACGAGACGCAAGACUCGAUAUUAGUUGGAGCAAGAAACGCAGUGUACAAUCUAAGUCUUCCUGAUCUGAUAGAGAACAAAAAUCAGCGUAUAGAAUGGCCUAGUAGCGGUGCACAUAGAGAACUUUGCUAUUUGAAAGGAAAAUCAGAAAUAGAUUGUCAGAACUACAUACGAAUCGGAGCCCUAGAUACGUCCAACGCCCUCCUGGUCUGUGGCACAAACUCAUUCAAGCCCUUGUGCAGAAGGUAUCGCAACCUGAACAACAAUGCUUCUAAGUUACACGAACAAUUCGAAGGCAUAGGAGUAUGCCCUUAUGAUCCAACGCACAACUCCACUGCUAUUUAUGCAGAUGGAGCGUUAUUUUCGGCAACUGCUGCAGAUUUUAGUGGAGGAGAUCCAUUGAUCUACAGAAGUCCCCAAAGGACUGAACGAUAUGACCUGAGACAACUUAAUGAUCCUGCAUUUGUGGGUUCUGUUACAUACGGAGAACAUGUUUAUGUAUUCUUUAGAGAAACUGCAGUCGAACACAUGAAUUGUGGAAAGGUGGUUUAUUCCCGUGUGGGUCGCAUAUGUGCCUCAGACAGAGGAGGUCCCAGGCAUUUUGGAGACCGUUGGACAAGUUUUGUGAAGGCUCGUUUGAAUUGUUCAGUUGCUGGUGAUUAUCCAUUUUACUUCGAUGAAGUCCAGGCUGUAAGUGGACCCCAUAAGGGUGUACGUGCUGGUGGAGUGGAAAGCUCGGUUGUAUAUCUAGUAGCUACAACAGCACCUUCUGCAAUUGGAGGCUCGGCUGUGUGUGCUUUUGAUAUGGAUCAUGUUGCCAAAUUAUUUGAUACGGCUUCGUUCAAACAUCAACCGCAUGGGAUUAAUUCUAAUUGGCUACCAGUGCCUCCUGAGCAAGUUCCAGUACCCAGACCAGGUUCUUGUUUGGAAGAUUCUAGGACUCUAUCAGACAAUAAUGUUAACUUCAUCAGAGCACAUUCGUUGUUAGAUCCUGCUAUUCCUGGUUUAACAAGGCAUCCUUUGAUUACACGAGUCAGUUUGUCACACAGGAUGUUCAGUAUUGCUGUUCAACCACAGAUAAGAGCCUUAAAUGACAAAACCUACGACAUGCUGUACAUCGGCACGGAUGAUGGCCGUGUGUUGCAAGCCCUAAAUACAGCCCUGGCAGUGUCCCUAAAUGCAAGCAAUCCUAUUUUGGUGUCCGAAUGGCAAUUGGCACCACAAGGCGAACCCAUCAGGGAACUAAGAAUGGCAGGUGCUGCAAAUAACAGAUUUUUAGUUGCUGUAACUGAUGAAAGAGUCCUGGCAGCAGAUACAAGAUUUGUUUGCAAAUCAGCUUCCAAUUGUCGUGAGUGUCUACAACUAAGAAAUCCUGAAUGUGCCUACGACCGACGCAACCAAAUGUGCAUAUCUCUACAAGAUCACCCAUAUCCCAACAAAGAACGCUUCCUACAGAGUCUAGACCCUGAAGACUACCAAUCGGUAGCCAAUAGUGAUGCAGAACUCUGCAAAAAGUCUCAAACAUGGCCAGGAGUGCCUGCUUCCAGACGAAGACCUGAUGCCAACAAGGGUCGUGAUGAGACUGGACAUUCUGGUGAUGGAAGCGGGGAAAACAAAAGAAUUUCAUCGGAUGAAUUGGAUAAUGAAAUCGUUAUUGAACUUGUAGGCUCUAGAGCAUUGGCUGAUGAUGUUGGAGUUUUGAGGAACGGAGGAGGUUUGAAUGAUAAUGGAGACGAAGAAAGGAUAG